AUGCAUACAUUUCGCACUUUAUAUUUUUCUUAGCUAGCAGAAUAACAUUUUGGAAAAGCCAUGGGAAAAGUGAUACAUGUACUUGAUUAAUAUGGACCCCUUUAAUAUACAGAUAUUUUAAAAUAUACAUAAUUUGAUGAUUUAAAAUUCUUAGAGAUUGUUAUUACUCUUGGAAUAAAACAUUAAAUCAUAGGUUAUAAAAUCAAAAAGCAAUAGGAUAAUGCCUCUGAAAUAAAAUAAUUAUUUUAAAGUGAUAAAGAAAAAAAGUAAUCAGAUGAUUAGAAAUAAACUAAAAACAAAUAAAAACAAAAAGGAUUAAUAUUUGUUAAUCAUAAUGCAAUAUUAGGGAGAGAAUAUGUAUCAGAAUUGUUGAAUAUAGAAAAAAAUUAUAAUAUUAUUAUUGAUUAUGCACUCAAAAAUGGAGUAUUUGGAAUAAAAAAUCUGAUUUCAGAAAAUAUAAAGGAAAGUGCUUUAGAAGUUUUGGUUAAUGAAUUAUUUGACAAAAGUUUAUUAUAAAUUGUAUAAGUUGAUUAAUAAGAGGAAAUCUAAGAAGCUACAUAUAAUGAUACAAAAAAUAAAUCUGAUAAGAAAACUUAAAAAGCAAAAAAAAAAAUAGAAGUUUCAACUUAAAAGUAACAAUCUCUUACAUAGAAUUCCCUUUUAUAAAUAAAUUGGACAGGAUUAAUGGAUAUUGUAAAAUAUAAUGUAUUUUUUUUAUAUAAAAUAUAGACUAUUAUGUAAUAGCUAAAAUAAAUCUAUGGGAUUUCCAGUUUUUAAGAUUAAAAUUUAUAUAAAUAAAAAUAGAAAGAAUUAAAGGAAAAUCUAGAAUUCAAAUGGAUUGAAGACAAAUAUUCUCAAAAACACUCUAGAGUAUUCAAUUUAUUAAAAUUGAAAAAUUGCCCAUUAGAUGAUAAAUAAGUAUUAUAAAUCUUUAGAUCUUAGGUUUGUGACUUGGCUCUAUUAAAUUAUUAAGAUUCCAAUACUAUACUUUUUGAAUUAUUAACAGAUUAAUUAAUUAAAACUCAAAUAAUUAAAGUGAAUGAUAAAGAUAAAUAAUUCUUUCAAUUUGAUUAGAAAUUAGUUGAUGAAAAAUUAAAACUUCAUUUCUAUAAAGGUUUAAUAAGUUGUAAAGAUAAAAAACUUUAUUUUGGGAUUUUGAAUUAGAUGAAUCUAAUGUAAUUUGAUGUUAGAAAUUGA
This is a messenger RNA of Paramecium pentaurelia, 1197 nucleotides long. NCBI's taxonomy places the organism in Eukaryota, Ciliophora, Oligohymenophorea, Peniculida, Parameciidae. The record is from the annotation of a GenBank genome assembly.